Messenger RNA from Sclerotinia sclerotiorum 1980 UF-70, 1017 nucleotides. RefSeq lists its product as hypothetical. Gene Ontology annotation, biological process: peptidyl-hypusine biosynthetic process. Lineage: Eukaryota; Fungi; Ascomycota; Leotiomycetes; Helotiales; Sclerotiniaceae. The transcript has 2 exons. The record is from RefSeq and is a predicted model, not a curated record. Bases 1 to 1017 code for a protein of 338 amino acids. Gene Ontology annotation, molecular function: deoxyhypusine monooxygenase activity.
AUGGCCCCAUCAGCGACAUCCCCUGCUCCAGAAGAGACGCCAGACGCCACCGUUCUCACUUUGCGAAAAACCCUCUGCUCAGAAAGCACUCCACUCGAUUUCCGUAUCCGCGCCCUUUUCUCACUCAAACAUCUCGCCUCUAUCCCAUCUUCAUCCUCUAAUAUUGCCGCUAUUGAAGCCAUCGCCGCUGCAUUUACUUCUCCUUCCGCACUUUUGAAACAUGAACUUGCCUAUUGCUUGGGUCAGACAAGGAAUCUUGAGUGUUCAAAAUAUUUGAGAGCAGUAUUAGAGAAUCGCGAGGAGAAUGGUAUGGUUAGACAUGAGGCCGCGGAGGCAUUGGGUGCGUUGGGUGAUAAGGAUUCUUUGCAGUUGCUUAAGGAGAGACGGGAUGAUACUACUGAGCCGGUUGAAGUGAGCCAGACAUGUGAGUUGAGUGUGGAGAGAAUCGAGUGGGAGCAUUCAGAUGCGGGCAAGGCAGAGAAGCUACGACAAUCGGAUUUCGCAUCAAUUGACCCAGCUCCACCAACCGCAGAAGGAAACUCAGGGUCAUUGUCAAUCGAGAAACUUGAGGAAACAUUGUUAGAUACCAAAACCUCUUUAUUUAAACGGUACAGAGCCAUGUUUGCUCUUCGAGAUCUUGCAUCACCUCCUGAUCUUCCCACCGCCGUUCCCGCUGUUCUUGCCCUCGCAAAAGGUCUCCAUGAUCCAUCCGCACUUUUCAGACACGAAAUUGCCUUCGUUUUUGGGCAAUUAUCUCACCCAGCAUCCAUCCCUGCUCUUGUUGGAUCUCUCAGUAAUUUGGAGGAGGCUAGCAUGGUUAGACAUGAGGCGGCCGAGGCUUUGGGGAGCUUAGGUGACGAGGAAGGUGUUGAAGACACACUAAAGAAGUUCUUAGAAGAUAAGGACAAGGUUGUGAGGGAUAGUGUUAUCGUUGCGUUGGAUAUGGCGGAGUUUGAGAAGAAUGGGGAGACUGAGUAUGCGUUCAUCCCAGAGAAGGAGGCUGUUGCUGCGGCCUAG